GUUGGACUCACUCGCUUCAAAGUUCACACCCUAUUCCGGUUAACCGCUAGGGUUUAGGGUUUCUUCACAAUUUGGCGUUCGAUAUAUUGCGAACCAGAGGCCCAGGGGAGAUUCCUCCCUAUUCCUUCGCAGGAACAGCUGCAGGGGAGUUGAUUGUUUUUUGUCUUCUGAGACCUCAGAAGAAUCGGCGGUUAUUAGUGAUCCGCCAUCAAAUUCCGAGGUUGAAAACUUCUGCCAAAAUUCUUGAUCGGUCUUCCUUUUACUUGGAAGGCAAGAAGUGGUAUUACUAAAAAUGAAGGCACUAAUUCUUGUUGGAGGGUUCGGAACCCGCCUGCGACCGUUAACACUUGGUGUUCCAAAGCCGCUUGUAUGUUUUGGUAACAAACCAAUGGUUCUGCACCAGAUUGAAGCUUUGAAAGAGGUUGGGGUAACAGAGAUUGUAUUAGCUGUUAAUUAUCAACCUGAGAUCAUGCUGAGCUUCUUAAAAGAGUUUGAAGAAAAGCUUGAUAUAAAGAUCACUUGUUCCCGAGAAACCGAACCUCUGGGAACAGCCGGUCCCCUGGCUUUAGCUAGAUCUAACUUAGUCGAUGGUUUUGGUAAACCCUUUUUUGUACUCAACAGCGAUGUCAUCAGCGAAUACUCAUUCGCCGAACUAAUCAAGUUUCACAAUUCACACUGCGGCGAGGCUACAGUCAUGGUCACAAAGGUAGACGAGCCAUCCAAGUACGGCGUUGUCGUGAUGGAAGAGAAGACUGGAAAAGUCGAGAAAUUUGUAGAGAAGCCUAAAGUAUUCGUGGGCAACAAGAUCAAUGCUGGGAUCUACCUAUUAAAUCCAUCUGUCCUUGAUCGAAUCCAGUUGAAACCUACCUCAUUUGAGAAAGAGAUUUUUCCCAAAAUUGCAGAAGAUCAGAAGCUCUAUGCCAUGGAGCUACCUGGAUUCUGGAUGGACAUUGGACAUCCAAAGGACUACAUUGGUCAGAGUCUUUAUCUGAACUCUCUUAGAAAGAAAUCAUCCUCAGAGCUUGCUGUGGGUUCUAACAUUGUGGGAAAUGUGCUGGUGCAUGAGAGUGCGGCCAUUGGGGAGGGCUGUUUGAUUGGACCAGAUGUUGUGAUCGGACCUGGAUGUGUGGUGGAGUCUGGAGUGAGGCUCUUGAGCUGUACUGUGAUGAGAGGAGCUCGCAUUAAGAAGCACGCAUGCAUAUCAGGCAGCAUAAUUGGUUGGCAUACGACGUUGGGUAGAUGGGCGAGGAUUGAGAACAUGUCUGUGAUUGGUGAGGAUGUGCAUGUUGGGGAUGAAAUCUACAGCAAUGGCGGGGUUGUUUUUCCACACAAGGAGAUCAAAUGUAGUAUCCUUAAGCCUGAGAUUGUCCUGUAAAGAUGGCUGCCUGGAGGUGUGUUAUACAAGUUCGUUACCAUUUUUUGGUUUUCCAGUUUAUAAAUCUGUCCAUGAAAUUAUUACUGGCAUCAUUUAACGGUUUAGAUGAUGAGAAAGAUGAUGAGAGAGAGAGAGAGAGAGAGAGAGAGAGAGAGAGAGAGAGCUGGGCUUUGUUCUGUCAGCUUUUAACUUUUAUUUGUUUGAGAUUUUAUCAUAUAC
Molecule: messenger RNA, 1594 nt
Organism: Phalaenopsis equestris
Lineage: Eukaryota; Viridiplantae; Streptophyta; Magnoliopsida; Asparagales; Orchidaceae
Product: probable mannose-1-phosphate guanylyltransferase 3
Biological process (GO): cell wall mannoprotein biosynthetic process; GDP-mannose biosynthetic process
Cellular component (GO): cytoplasm
Molecular function (GO): mannose-1-phosphate guanylyltransferase (GTP) activity; GTP binding
Source: RefSeq, a predicted model, not a curated record